Molecule: messenger RNA, 2103 nt
Organism: Physella acuta
Lineage: Eukaryota; Metazoa; Mollusca; Gastropoda; Physidae
Product: nuclear pore complex protein Nup153-like
Biological process (GO): RNA export from nucleus; protein import into nucleus
Cellular component (GO): nuclear pore
Molecular function (GO): structural constituent of nuclear pore
Source: RefSeq, a predicted model, not a curated record
CAGAAACUAUUGAAUUCAUUAAUUGCCAAGUUGGUUUAAAUGUUCGUCACUUGGGCAGCUGCUAAUUGGUUCAGCUUCCGUUUGGUGCAGAAAAUGAAAGAUCUUAAUCGAGAACAAAACGACCGUCCAGACGUGACUCCCGCUUCUUGUGAGGAAAAUUCUAGUAAAGAUCUGGAUUUCCGGGAGAUUUUUGCACAAAAAUCCCAAUUUAGUCACUAUGAUAAGGAAUGCAAUAAGUGGACAGAACCCAUCAUAGGAGUUCUCAGAAUCCUGGAAGAUGUUGGUCAAUAUUGGGUCAAUAUAAAACAUUAUAAGAACGACACUAUCUGUGCUAAUCAUCUAAUUAAGUCUGGGAUGAAACUACUACCAAAAGAUUCCAAACAGCGAUCAUUCACUUACUGGACAAAGAUCAAGGAGACUGAUCUAAAAGAGGAAUGUUUGCAAGUCAAGUUUGAAAACAAAGAAAAAGCUUCACAAUUCGCUGAAAUAUUCAAUCAGUGUUGUAGGAAACUGAAUGAAAAUGUUACAAUUGAAACAUCAAAAGAGAAAUUUGUUGAAAGCCAUGAAGUGAAUUCUAAACAAAAAUUAUUGACGAAAACUAAGCCGGAUUUUGAAAGCAAUGUAGCUACUUUCAAAAUGGAAUUUAGAGAGGAUUUAAAUGCUAAAAAGUCUUUUUACAAAUGUAAAGACUCAGACGAAGAUGAUGAAACUGAGAUAAUUUCUGAAAAAAAAACUAUAAACUCGCAACAAGAUUUUCAAGCAAAUUUACCAAAAGUAAAAAGAAAUCAAAUCCGCACUAACAGUACUGAGUCACAUACAAAUAAAACCUAUAAAGAAAUAGACAAUAUCAAUCUGACAUCAGCAGUUUUAAGCACUAGUGAAAUGGCAGUUACCUGUAAAGUUUUUAAGACAGGUGAUGAAUUAGGGAAAUUAAAUGUUGGAGACCGAGUUAUUUUUCAUGCCACAGCUUCAUCUGUGACACUAAUUGAUAAUGUGGACAGUUCAGAGGAUGAACAAGAACCUAAUCAGGAUGAACCAGCCAGCUCUGCUACAAGUUCAUCGUUGAGUGAAAUGUUUAAGCCUAAAGCUGGGAGCUGGGAAUGUGAUGGUUGUCUGGUGAGAAACAACUCUGAUGUGGUCAAGUGUCCAGCUUGUGGAACUUUGAAGGCUGGCACCAAACCUGAGGAUGUGCCUAAACCUGCCGCGGGUGGAAUCUCUUUUGGUGCUUCUCUCUCUGCUGGACCUGCAGUUACCCAAGAUGCAAGACUGGGACAUUACAGUGAUCAUUUUGAAACUAAACAAUGGAACUGGAAGUGUGGUGAUUGUAUGCUGAAAGACAAUUUUGGCGUUAUGGAGUGCUUUAGUUGUGGAACCUUGAUGUCUACAAAAGAUGGAUUUAUUUUUACAACAAAUGAAACCAGUAUGCCAACAGUCCAUAUUGGACUUGGAUUUGGAGCAUCUAGUUCACAACUUUUAGAGCCUACAUCAGUUGAUAUGCCACUUAUAGUACCUGCUACUAAUGUAUUAACCGAUGUUGGACUCAAGUUUGAUGCUACUGUCACCUCCACUGCACCAACCCAUGGAAUUGGGUAUCCAAAUGAUUCCAGUAAUAAUCAGAAAACAGCCAACAGAAAAACUACGAGCGCAAAAGAGUUUUCUUUUGGUGAAAUUACUACAGAAUGUAAUGGUACUGCUGGGACAAAAUCAGCAACAAAGAAACAAUCAACCGAUCUUAAGUCAUCCAUUGACCCUCCACAGUCAUUAACAACCGCUAUGCCAUCAACAUUCACUGUAAAAUUAGCAUCAACUACAACAACAAACAAUGUACAAUCAACAACAACUGAGCAACCACUGAAAACUACACAAUCAACUACUGGACAUCCAACAUUUACUUUAACAUUAACAACCUCUGGACAACCAACAUUUACUUCUACAUCAACAACCUCUGCUUCUACAUCAACAACCUCUGGACGACCAACAUUUACUUCUACAUCAACAACCUCUGGACAAUCAACAUUUACUUCUACAUCAACAACCUCUGGACCAACAUUUACUUCUACAUCAACAACCUCUGGACAACCAACAUUUACUUCUACAUCAACA